Molecule: messenger RNA, 2226 nt
Organism: Aethina tumida (small hive beetle)
Lineage: Eukaryota; Metazoa; Arthropoda; Insecta; Coleoptera; Nitidulidae
Product: transketolase-like protein 2
Exons: 4
Coding region: 216-2099 (627 amino acids)
Molecular function (GO): transketolase activity; thiamine pyrophosphate binding
Source: RefSeq, a predicted model, not a curated record
CCGUGUAUACAUCAAAAUUCCCCCACACUAAACUGCUCGACUAGGAACGCCCCUUCUAAACACAAUUCGAGCAACAACUUGUAGAUUCGUAUUCGUCAAUAGCGAUACGUGGACAAGUACGAGUAGGGGCUCAGUUAUCAACUGCACGUACACGUUGAUUUCACGGUCACUUUGUAAAUUUGUUCAACACCUUGUACACCUAUUAACCGGCAAAUAUGUCUAACUACCAUAAAUUGGAAGCUAAGGUUAUCCAAGAAUUGAAAGACAUCGCCAAUAAAAUAAGAAUACACUCGAUCAGUUCAACGCAAAUAGCAAAAUCAGGACAUCCGACGUCAUGUUCGUCAAUCGCCGAAAUCUUGUCCGUGCUGUUCUUCAACACCAUGCGCUACAAGGUAUCCGCACCACGCGACCCAUCCAGCGAUAGAUUCGUUCUGUCGAAGGGACACGCCGCUCCUGCGUUGUACGCAGCUUGGGCAGAAGCUGGACUUUUCCCCGUCACCGAUCUUGAAAAACUGAGAAAACUGGGCUCAGAUCUCGAAGGACAUCCCACGCCGAGGCUGAACUUCAUCGAUGUUGGCACCGGUUCGCUCGGCCAGGGCUUGGCCAUUGCCGGUGGAAUGGCCUAUGUUGGCAAAAAUUACGACAAAGCCAAUUACAGAGUUUAUUGCCUUGUCGGUGACGGUGAGAGCGCGGAAGGUUCCAUUUGGGAGUCGGUACAUUUUGCCAGUUACUACAAAUUAGACAAUUUGUGCGUCAUCUUCGACGUUAACCGUCUGGGACAAUCAGAAGCAACAUCUUUGGGUCAUGAUGUUGAAACUUACCGUAAACGACUGGAAGCGUUUGGACUUCACGCCAUCGUCGUGGACGGACACGACAUAGAAGAGUUGGCGAAGGCGUUCCACAGUGCUGCAGUAACGAAGGGCAAGCCUACCGCAAUUGUGGCGAAAACGUUUAAGGGAAAGAACUUCCCUAAAAUCGAAGACUUGGACAACUGGCAUGGAAAACCUCUUGGCGAAAACUCCGAUAAAAUUAUCGCAUAUUUGAGGACAUUGAUUAAAAACCCUGGACCUUUACAAGUUCAUCCUCAGAAACCUCUAAAGGACGAUGCACCAGCAGUAGACAUUACGGGUAUAAAAUUGUCCUCACCUCCUGCUUACAACAUCGGAGACCAAAUUGCUACCAGAGUGGCGUAUGGAACUGGUCUCGUUAAAAUUGCACAGAGCAAUCCCCGCGUUAUUGCGCUCGACGGUGACAUGAAGAAUUCUACUUAUUCAGAGAAACUGAAGAAGUAUGAUCCCACAAGAUACAUCGAAUGUUUCAUUGCCGAACAGAGUUUAGUCGGCACAGCAAUUGGAGCAGCCUGUAGAGACAGGACGGUGCCUUUUGUUUCUACGUUUGCAACCUUCUUUACUAGAGCCUUUGAUCAAAUCCGUAUGGGAGCAAUUUCUCAAACUAACGUUAACUUUGUUGGUUCCCACUGUGGCGUUAGCAUCGGUGAAGACGGACCCAGCCAAAUGGGACUGGAAGACUUGGCCAUGUUCAGAGCCAUUCCCGGCAGUACGGUAUUCUACCCGGCCGAUGCUGUUGCAACCGAACGCGCCGUUGAACUGGCCGCAAACACCAAAGGAGUUACCUUCAUCAGACUUAACAGACCUACUACUCAUGUCAUUUAUCCUAACGACCACGUUUUCCAAGUUGGAAAAGCUGAAGUGGUCAAAUGUUCGCCUAAAGAUCAAGUCGUCAUCAUUGGUGGCGGUGUUACGCUUCAGGAGGCCAUCACGGCUGCCAACGAAUUGCAGGCGUUAGGCAUUGGUGCCAGGGUAAUUGAUCCAUUCACCGUUAAACCAAUUGACAAGGCCACCAUCGUGGAAAACAUUAAAAAUGUCGGAGGAAGGGCCAUCGUUGUUGAGGAUCAUUAUUAUGAGGGCGGCUUAGGAGAAGCCGUAUUAUCAGCGACUGCUUUGGAACGUAACAUCAUUGUCAAGCAUAUUGCUGUGCCAAGAGUUCCCAGAUCUGGUCCGCCAAACAGUCUGCUGGACUACUAUGGCCUUUCGGCUAAACAUAUUGUGACAGCUGCGCAAGAAAUUUUGAAGCUUUAAUGGCCAACUAACUAACUAACUAACUAACUAUUGUAAUAUUCUUGACCAUUUCAUUCCAUUUUGUAAAAAACAAUUCAACGAAAUAUAAAUAAUUUAUGUUUUUGAUGGAAAUACAUUUUUUAAUUUC